Messenger RNA from Rhizopus microsporus ATCC 52813, 1625 nucleotides. RefSeq lists its product as uncharacterized. Gene Ontology annotation, cellular component: cytoplasmic side of endoplasmic reticulum membrane; lumenal side of endoplasmic reticulum membrane; membrane. Gene Ontology annotation, biological process: membrane protein proteolysis. The transcript has 4 exons. The coding region runs from base 45 to 1481 and encodes 478 amino acids. Gene Ontology annotation, molecular function: aspartic endopeptidase activity, intramembrane cleaving. The record is from RefSeq and is a predicted model, not a curated record. NCBI's taxonomy places the organism in Eukaryota, Fungi, Mucoromycota, Mucoromycetes, Mucorales, Rhizopodaceae.
CUCUCUCUUUUUUUUACAUUGUUUUCUCCCUCUCUCUUUAUACAAUGCCUCAGUAUUUUAAUACGACAGAUGACUGGCUAACUCUAAUAGGUGCUUCAUUAGCGUUACUUGCUCUAGCUAUGGUACCUAUUUGUAUAGGAUCAUCCAUUUCGCUUCAAAUGAUGAAGACGCCGUCCAAGAAAAAGAUUAUGUUUGCUAAUACAAUGGAUGAAGAUGAAGUAAAGACUCAGGUGCUCUCUUCUCGUCACGCUCUUUUUUUCCCUAUUGUCGGAUUUAUUGCUCUCUUUUACACCUAUUUGGCGCUCAAGGCGAUUGAUCCGGAGUAUAUUAAUGAAGGUAUAGCGAUCAUGACAUCCAUUCUAUCUACUGCUUUGAUGUCAAACACGAUCCUACUCGUUGCCAAGAACAAUAUUCCUAACCAAUGGUUGGAAAAAAUCGAUGACUAUCAAUUUAGCUUUAGUCGACGAGGUCAGGCCAUGUGCGAACUUCAUGUCACUGUGAUUCAUUUAUUCAUAUUUGCCAUUUCUAUUGCGUUUUCUAUUACCUAUGCUGUCACUCAACACUGGGCAAUUGGUGACCUCUUUGCUGUAUCACUUAUCAUCAAUGCUAUUGGAUUCCUCACCGUCGAUUCCUUCUGUACAGGCUUUAUUCUUCUAUGCGGCAUGCUAAUUCAUGAUCUACUCUGGCUUUCGGGAUCAGAAACCAUUGUUGGAAUAAUAGAAAGCUUUUCAGGCGCUCCUACCAACAUCGUUUGGCCCAGGUACAUUGAAACGUUUGUCCUCAACAAGCUGGUUCAAGAAAAUCAGUUGUUUACUACGUUCAGUAUCACGGAUAUCAUCAUCCCAGGCAUCUUUGUAGCUUAUUGUUUACGUUUUGACAGAGAAAGGGCAUGGAAUAAGGGCGUGACAAGUGAUGAGUUUGAUAAACCAUUUUAUAAUGCUGCCGUGGUGGCCUAUGCUGCAGGAGCUGGCGCUUCUAUCAUUGCCGUUCAUUUAACGAAAAGGGCCCAAUCAGCACUGCUUUACAUUACCCCAGCUUUACUCCUUUCCGUUCUGCUAACUGCUAUCAAAGAAAGAAACCUCCGUGAAGUGACCGACAUGGCUCCUUUCAUUCAAUCAAUCAAGAAGCUUAAUUUUAUGGCAGAACGUGACGAAAGACCGGAGCGAUUUGUCCCCAGGUCACCAUCCACGAGUGGUAAGAACGGUAAAAGCCGUAGCAGUAAGACUGGUAGAAGCAGAACAAGGAGCGUGAGUAAAGGAAAACGUACGAGGAGCAAGACAAGCAAACCGGUAGAUGCCACUUUACCAGCUUCUACCGGAAUCUCUGAUAUAGAUGUCACUGUGCGGUCAUCUCCUGAAAGUACCAAACAGGGUAUAGUGAAUGGCCAUGAACACCAAAUCACAUCUGAUAACUCAAGGAAGAGAUACUCGAGUAGAAUCAGCAAAAAGAAACAAUUAGAAGACUAUAUUGAAACAGCUUAAGGCCUCGCUUUACACUUAGAAAUAUAUAUAUAUUUUUACCUCCUCUCUUUAUUCUAAAUAACUAAUCUGAACAAACCAGCAGAAAUAAACACUUGAAGCUACUUUAAUGUCCAACUUGUUUCUUGUUUGCCAGGUAUCUUGUUU